CAUGGGAUUUAGUGUUUUCCAAGGAUUCAAAUGUAAUCAAACUCACUACAGUCCCCAACCAGGCUACAGUUGCCAAGUUUACUUCUAGUGAUGUGCUGAUUGUUACGAGCUAUUCCGAGUUUUGAAACAAAACCUUACAAAAACUGUUAAACCAUAACUUAAAGGGUAAAAAGCAGAAGCUGAACUGAGAAGUGCUGCUCUGAGAAAGUAGUGGUGACCCAGUCAAGUUCCUGUGGAGCUCCCAUCUAGCAACUUAUAGACGAAUCCACCUAGAUCAAAUACUGAAUUCAUGUCAAUCAGCUCCUGAGAAACCCUGUUGUAAAUUUUAAAAGCAGUCUAGUAAUGAUAGAACGUAAAAAUGCCAACUUAGCAAGCAGAAAGCAGCAAAGAUGCUCAGACCAUAACGGCUAGCUGGAUCAAAAUCAAGAAACUUGAGCUACUCAUCGAUUCUUCAGCAGAAACUUUGCAUUCUUGCAAUUACACAACUCAAGUAACACCUUUGGUGAUGCAUCAGCACUCAGGUUGACAAACACAUUUCUGUGGUUGAAUAUUUUCUGACAUCAGCAUCUUUGUAGCGUUGCUUGUCUCCAGUAUAAGAAAAACAACACAUUGCCUCAAUCCUGUUUUUGGAACGAAGCAAUUCGUUCGAUUUCUGCACAAAUUCAUGCAAUCAGUUUUUAAACAAACCCUUGACUUUUGCACAGCAAUGGUCAAGAGUAUUUGAAGUGAACUUUUAAGCAGCUUCAGAAAAGAACAAAACAUUGAGAUCAGUAUCAACAGGAAGUGGAAUUAGUGUGAAACAUAUUUUUAAAACUACUUUGAAUUUCUUUUUACACCCAUCCUGCUUCAGCUCGAACAGUUCUAGUUUCUUCUUGAACGUCCUCGACUCUUGGUUUCACGUCUUCUGUGACAAUUUUGUUCCUCUUGAGGUUUUAGAUUUCCUAUUGCUUUACAUAUUUACACCCAUUGCGAGUAUCAGUCGCUGCAUCACUCUGUAGCAGGCGCUGCAGCAAACACAGCUCACCGCGACUGGAUCAGCCUCAUCCCAACCCAGAUCAUUCAGUUUUACUCUAGUUCUUGGAAAUUCCAAGUAAUCUCUUCCUUCCAAGAUGGCCUGCCUUCCUCCCAACAACUCUGUUAUACCAAGCCAAACAUGUGUCGCACAAAACCUGACCUCAAUGCACAUUUUUACCUCCUCUCUCAUUGGAAUCGUGUCUGUCAUCGGCAUCAUAGAAAACCUCCUCAUCCUGGCAGUAGUGGGCUUCCGUGUCAGUCGCUCCAUCAUCAGCAUCUGGAUACUGAACCUGGCAGCGUCGGACCUCCUGGCCACAUUUACCUUGCCCUUCUUCAGUCUCUACCAUGCCUGCGGAGCGUCCUGGAUCCUGGGUUCGACGUUCUGCCGCAUCUAUUCCUCCGUCUUUUUCCUCAACAUGUUUGUCAGCGCCUUCCUGCUGGCCGCCAUUUCUCUGGACCGCUGCCUGGUGGUGGUGCGACCCGUUUGGGCUCAAAACUACCGAAGCACACAGCUAGUGGGGAAGAUUUGUUGCGUGAUUUGGGCCUUAGCUGUACUCUUCACUAUCCCUUUCUUUAUGUUCCGUGACACCAUCACCUUUGGAAAAGGCAAGUGUCUGUGCUACUACAGUUACUCCCAGUAUCUCCCAAGCGAACCCUUUGACCUUAAAGCUCUAUGUAGGCAGCGCAAAGUGGGUUUGGCUUUUAUGAAGCUGUUUUUUGCCUUCCUGAUUCCUCUCACAAUCAUCAUUCUCAGCUAUGUCGUUGUGAAUUCCAGCUUAGCACAAAGAGGUUGUCGCAGAUCUUUCCGAUUUGUUCGACUUGUGAUAGCUGUGGUGGUGACCUUUGUCCUCUGCUGGGCUCCGUACCACCUUUUCAUUGUUAUAGAAGUGAUGGCUCCCAAAGACAGUUCUGCGAAGAAAGUAGCAACCAACGCCCUUGCGAUCUCAGCAACGAUUGGCUUCCUCAAUAGUGUCCUCAACCCCAUCCUAUACGUCUUCAGCUGCCCUGACUUGUGUCGUAAAAUCAAACAUUCCCUCGGAGCGGUCAUGGAGAGCGUCCUUGCCGAGGAUCUGGCCGAGUUGGCACGGCGUCGCAGCACCGUUCGCAGCUCCAUCAGCAACUCUGAAUAUUCCAUGAAGAAGAAAUACUCAGUUUCUGCGUUAAAUCCGAAAGGCCAGGCAGAAAAUGUCAGCACCUCAGAUGAGAUCUGAAAUGUGAAUUUUUAAAGAUGAAAAGAAGAAACCACUCAGUUUUUUUUCAGUUUCAGAUCUUAAGUUUCAUUUUUUCUCUCUUUUGAACGAAAUUAUGGCACCAAUUUAGUUCCAUAGAGUUGAUCUCGAACAUUUUUUUUCUCUGACUCUGUGGAAACCAUUUCAGAAACAUUGGAUAACUAUUGAUGAAGACAUUUUAAAAAACUUAACAAAGCCUGCCCAUAUUUAGUGAUGGUUUAAAACAUUUUAAUCAUUAUAGAUGUGUGGCGUUCCUUACUUUUGUACUUUUUACUGUUCAAAGGAA
Xiphophorus hellerii (green swordtail) is the source of this 2529-nucleotide messenger RNA. Its product is annotated as prostaglandin D2 receptor 2-like. Gene Ontology annotation, molecular function: complement receptor activity; G protein-coupled receptor activity. Gene Ontology annotation, biological process: complement receptor mediated signaling pathway; phospholipase C-activating G protein-coupled receptor signaling pathway; inflammatory response. The transcript has 3 exons. Gene Ontology annotation, cellular component: plasma membrane. NCBI's taxonomy places the organism in Eukaryota, Metazoa, Chordata, Actinopteri, Cyprinodontiformes, Poeciliidae. Bases 1110 to 2225 code for a protein of 371 amino acids. The record is from RefSeq and is a predicted model, not a curated record.